UUACCAUUUAAGUUACAAAUCUCUAGCACUAAGACUGCUUUAUUAAUUUUUACUCACUUUCGUAGACUUAUUUUAAAUUCUUGGCAACAUUGUAAUCGUCGUCCGUACAAGAAGGAAGCUUCAACCUACACAUCACAUAAAUACACACGCAUUGUAUAUAUAUCCCCGCAAGGAGACUCAAUUGGUCAAGCUUCUAAUACAUUAGAAAGCUACACGAUGGCAUCUGAUCUCUAUGUGCAACCUGAGUUUUGUGGUAAGAAUACAUCUAAUGAGGUGAUUGGCUUUGAUCUCAAUCUGUCAUCCAUGUCAUGCCUUCCCUACCCUUCUCUUUCGGCUUUGGAGCACGAUUCGGCGAACUGGGUGAUUCCAUUCGUCGACAAAACGAGAAAUCAUAAGAGGCUAAAACAGGAACAUGAUGCCAAUUCUGGAUUCAAAGUGGGUACUGAUUACUAUAGUUUUUACACUGGCAGUGACAGCAAUAUGUGUACUAGUGGCUUGACCAGCUUGCCAACAAUCCGAUUCCGGGAUCACAUAUCAGCGCACACGCGGAGAUACUUGGCAGCAGAGGCCAUGGAAGAAGCCUUUGCAACCUUAAUGAGAGGCAAGGAAGAUGAAUCCGGAGAAGGAGAAGGAAGUGGAGAUGAAAUGAAACUAGUCCAACGACUCAUUGCUUGUGCCGAGGCUGUGGCUUUUCGUGACACAGCUCAUGCAUCAGCAUUGCUUUUUGAGCUGAGAGCUAAUGCGCAGGCCUUCGGGACAUCAUUCCAGCGAGUAUCUUCCUGCUUUGUCCAAGGCCUUGCAGACCGCCUUGCGCUAGUUAAACCACUCGGGGACGGAGGAGUAACAGACCCGAACGUGAAAUCAAAGCCUUUUUCAGCAGAGAAGGACGAGGCUUUACACCUUGUUUAUGAAAUCUGCCCACAGAUCCAAUUUGGUCAUUUCGUAGCGAACGCAUCAAUAUUGGAAGCCUUUGAGGGAGGAAGUUCAGUCCAUGUCAUAGACUUAGGCAUGACCCUAGGCCUCCAGCACGGGUACCAAUGGCGGGACUUAAUAGACCGUCUAGCCAACCGUCCAGGACAACCCUUGCACCGCCUUCGUAUCACAGGAGUUGGUAGCUUUUCCGAACGCCUUCAAGUAAUCGGCGACGAUCUCAAGCUGCAUGCUCAAAGCAUGAAAAUAAAUUUGGACUUUUCAGCAGUGGAGAGCAACUUGGAGAACCUUAAGCCCCAAGAUUUCCAUUUGGUUGAUGGGGAGAUUUUGAUCAUCAAUAGCAUUCUUCAACUUCAUUGCUUGGUAAAAGAGAGCAGAGGGACAUUGAACUCAGUUUUACAAACACUUCACGAGCUGUCACCAAAGCUUAUGGUUUUGGUUGAGCAGGACACAAGCCACAACGGGCCUUUCUUUCUAGGGAGGUUCAUGGAGGCACUGCAUAACUACUCCGCCAUCUUUGACUCCUUAGACGCAAUGCUGCCCAAGUACGACACGAGGAGGGUAAAAAUGGAGCAGUUUUAUUUUGGGGAGGAGAUUAAGAACAUCAUAAGCUGCGAGGGACCAGCCAGGGUGGAGAGACACGAAAGGGUUGAUCAAUGGCGCCGUAGGAUGAAGCGUGCGGGGUUCCAACCGGCGCCUUUGAGGACGACGGCACAGGCCGUGAAAUGGCUAGAAACUAAUGCUUGUGAGGGUUACACGGUUGUUGAAGACAAGGGUUGCUUGGUUCUUGGAUGGAAAUCAAAACCUAUCAUUGCAACUUCUUGCUGGAAAUGA
This is a messenger RNA of Pyrus x bretschneideri (Chinese white pear), 1764 nucleotides long. RefSeq names its product GRAS family protein RAD1-like. Gene Ontology annotation, molecular function: DNA-binding transcription factor activity; sequence-specific DNA binding. The transcript has a single exon. Gene Ontology annotation, biological process: regulation of DNA-templated transcription. Gene Ontology annotation, cellular component: nucleus. The record is from RefSeq and is a predicted model, not a curated record. NCBI's taxonomy places the organism in Eukaryota, Viridiplantae, Streptophyta, Magnoliopsida, Rosales, Rosaceae. Bases 217 to 1764 code for a protein of 515 amino acids.